CACUUUAGGAGUGCAGGCAUGUCGCGGUUCAUGCUUCGUCAAGGAGAAAAAUUCAUGAUGGCAUUGGGGAAGCACGAUAUACCGGGAUUAAGAUGGUUGUUGGAGGGUUUCAAUUAUUAUGAUGUCGAGCGCAUCAAAGAAGUUGGUCCCAAUCGCGCGGCGGCCGAAUGGGUGGUACGGUGUGGAGGCGCUGUGAAAUUCGACAAGAUCGAUAACGUCUUCAGUGAUUACAAUGCCCUAAUUAAAAGAUGCGCAGAGUUGGAUCCGAGGAUACCGCAAGACGAUGUGAAAAUCACGCAUAUUCACGCCAUUGACGCCAGUGUGUCUGGCUAUGGAUGCCGUCAUUUCAAGGGCUUAGACGGGAUCCAGGAAGUCAAAUUUAUACGCUGUAGCAGUCUUCAUGAUUUCGGGUUGGAAUACAUGGCAGAUGCUGUUGGUGCUCACCUUAGUCGACUCGAAAUAGAUAGCUGUCGUCGAAUUACCGAAUUUGGUCUUAUACAUCUUGAAAAGUGCAGAGCUCUCAAGUCGCUACGCUUAGCACAUCUGAAGCAUGUUCAUGGUCACGAUAAAGUGCUACAACGGUUGACGAGGGCUUUGCCCAACACGGAAAUUAGUUUUGUGGCUUCUUAACGCUGUUCUAUCAAGUUCAGUUAAAGCUACCUCACUCGGUGCUGUUCUAGGACUGUCAUUGCUAUGUAGUUGAUCCAACUCCGCCUCAACAGAAACACUUUUGAAUGUUUUAGGA
Cylicocyclus nassatus is the source of this 745-nucleotide messenger RNA. Lineage: Eukaryota; Metazoa; Nematoda; Chromadorea; Rhabditida; Strongylidae. The record is from the annotation of a GenBank genome assembly.